ACAUGAUCUCUUAUCCAGCAGAUUCUCAUCGUAUCUCUGAAGGAGAUCUAUAAAAUGACGUCGUAACUUCUGCGGAUUUAUUAUUAUAUGUAUUUGUAUGCUACUGCGCAGUAUAGUAGUGACCAUCAAACAUGGCAAAUCCAGCAGAAUACGUAUCUUCUAAUGUGAUGCAAAAACGUACCGUAUUGAUGGUAGUAAAUGAAUUUGUCAAAAAUCUGAAAAGUAUAUCUGGAACAUGUAUGGAUGUCGGUUGUGGUCCCGGAGAUAUAACAAAUAAUAUUCUUUUACCAACUCUCGACCCAAAUGCUACAAUUAUUGGUACGGAUAUUUCAGUAACAAUGAUUGAAUAUGCGAAGAAAGCGUACGGUGACAAUAAACGACUCGAAUUUGAAACGUUGGACAUUCAAACUAAAAACUUGCCCGAAAAAUAUAUUUCUAAGUUUAAUCAUAUAUUUUCAUUUCAUACCUUGCAUUGGUGCAACGAUAUUAGAAAAGCGUUUGAGAAUAUGUACUGCAUGCUUCAACCUGGUGGAACUAUUUUCGUACUUUUUUCAUUAUCUCAUGAUUUAUAUGAAGUAUUGAAGAAUUUUAAACAAGAUGUCCGAAUUGCAACGCUGCAUUCGAGCAAUUAA
Molecule: messenger RNA, 632 nt
Organism: Wasmannia auropunctata (little fire ant)
Lineage: Eukaryota; Metazoa; Arthropoda; Insecta; Hymenoptera; Formicidae
Exons: 4
Coding region: 132-632 (166 amino acids)
Source: RefSeq, a predicted model, not a curated record